UGGCGGAGUAGUGGCGCGACAGCCAACACGAUAACACGGGGUAGAACUCCUUUUGUGCUAAGAGAUAAUUAAGUACCUCGCGUAUCUUGUGUGAUAUGUUUAGUUUACGAAAAUUGCGUGAUACGCUAAGAGUAGUGUCAACGACGAAUUGAAACAAUCACUCCGUUUGUGGUGUGACACAUCGUAAACGUGAAUAUAAUACAAAAUAAAAUCAAGAGUGAGCACUGAAAACAUUCGGAUUCGAUUAAAAACCCAAAUACAUUAAGCAUGCUGUUUUAUAAGGAUAAAAUAUUGUCGCCGGGCCAAUUGAAAAGAUUGUCCGAGCACAAGUACAGCUGUUCGAGCGCAAGCAUUCUCGACAGCCUUUUGCAACCCUGGUGGGACUGGCUUGUUAGCAAAGUUCCACUUUGGCUUGCGCCCAAUCUCAUUACGAUCCUCGGUCUCAUCGUCAAUAUCGCCACGACGUUAAUCCUCGUUUGGUACAGUCCCGACGCCAAAGCUGAGGCACCAAGAUGGGCGUGUUUUUUGUGCGCUCUUGGUCUCUUCAUUUACCAAAGUUUGGAUUCCAUAGAUGGAAAACAAGCGAGAAGAACAGGGACAUCUUCGCCAUUGGGAGAGCUAUUUGAUCAUGGAUGCGAUUCAAUAUCAACAGUUUUUGUUGCCCUUUCUGCCUGCAUCGCAGUUCAAUUGGGAUUCUAUCCAACGUGGAUGUUUUUCCAAUGUUUUUGCGCAAUGACAUUGUUCUAUUGCGCCCACUGGCAAAGCUACGUCUCAGGUUCGUUAAAAUUCGGGAAGAUCGAUGUCACCGAGGCCCAAUUCACGAUAAUGACGAUUCACUUGAUAUCCGCCAUCUUCGGUCCCACAGUCUGGAUGAUGGAGAUACCGUUGAUAGAGGGUUUUGAAUUAAAAUAUUUGAUAGGCGUUAUGACGGUGGUGUGCGCGUUGACAAGCUUAUAUGCGAUGUUUUCGGUGAUAUUUACCGGAGGAGUGGGCAAGAACGGCUCGACGGUCGCUGUCCCUGGGCUUGGCACCAUAUCUAACUGCGUUGCAGCUAUUUUUUAUGCAGGCUUCAUUCAUAUCUUCCUUGAAUUCUGUAAAUCAUUUGCUUCCGGUGGAAUCGGAAAGAAUGGUUCUACUAUUGCAGUGCCUUAUACUGGCACCGAGGUGAAGGUGUUUCCGUUAUGGGGAGCCGUAGGAAUCGCGGCUUUACUCGCCCAGAGCAGUAUGUCCGUCAUUCUCGCCGGUGGUGUAGGAAAAAAUGGCUCCACCGUGGCCGGAACUUCGGUGAUCUCGCCCAUUAUUCCAUUUAGUUUUGUCGUCGUACCAGCGUUCAUUAUUUAUAGGAAGAGUGCCGAGCACGUUUAUGAAAAUCAUCCCGCAUUGUAUAUACUCGCGUUCGGGAUGGUCGCCGCUAAAGUUACGAAUCGCCUCGUUGUUGCCCACAUGACGAAAAACGAGAUGCAAUAUCUCGAUAGCGCCCUCAUUGGUCCAGCGAUGUUAUUCUUGAACCAAUACUUCAAUUUCUUCAUUAAAGAAUACUACGUGCUGUGGCUGUGCCUCAUUUGGGUGACACUAGACUUCCUACGAUACAGUACGCAGGUCUGUCUCGAGAUUUGUGAUCACAUGAAGAUAAUGCUCUUCAGGAUACCGCCGCCCGGGGAUCGCGGCCAUUCGAGUAAUAAUGAAAAAAAUGUUCGCAUGGUGGUGGAACAAGAACCCCUGUUAGACGAGGACCUUCAUCACCACGGUUCGGACGCCUCGCUCGAGCUCUGAUAUCGUGAAUCUCGGAAGAUUUCGUACACGAGAAAUAAGGAAUAAAUUUAUGAAUUUGUCGACAAAACACGUGCUCCUGGCGCAAAAAGGAAACAAUGACUGUACAUAAUAUUUGAGGACGUUUCAAAGUAUUGAAAGGUUUUGUAAAUCGUUACAAAUUUCCGUCUUACUCGGGCAGUCUGAGUCGAAGAAACGGGAGAAAAAAGUGUUGACACUCGGGUCUCGAAAAUCCCCGAAGAGGCUGAUUAAAAAAUAUUCAAAGGCACCGAUUUUUAACAGUCCAAAUUCUGAGCCGUUCAGUGCCCGCUUCGAUAAUAUGUGUAGAAAAAUUUUGUUUUGCAAUUACCAAAUUCCAAAAUUACGCUCUCUCGAUACGUUCUAUCGUUUUUUUUUCUUAGCCAAAAUUUUUACAAAUUAGUGUUAAGAUUAAACUUCUGGAGGCACCUUUUCUGAUGGAAAUUCCGAGCCAAAUCUUCGUGCAAUUCUUCUAUGAGUCAUUCGAAAUCGACUCGGAGAGUGACAGCAAAAGAAACAGAUCGAAUUUCACAUUUAUUCGGUAUUUUAGAUUAGCCUAUGUACAGAGUGUCCGAGAAAUGGAGGCCACGAAUUACUUAGUCAAUGGGUCACGUGAUUCUCAUCUUAAAAAGUUCUCGGACGUUCUCUGCUCCAACGUUAAACGUGAUCAUCGUUGAGACCGCAGCGACACCUGUCAUAGUUUUCAUUGAAAACUCGUCUCUUCGUAUCCGUAAUUUUUUUUUAGAGGUAUUCAUACACAAGGUGUCCAGAAAAUUACGACCGUGAAAUUCCCACUGAAUAAAUGUUGCGAUUUUCAAGAAAAAAGUCUUUACACAUUUUUUUUGCUGCCGUGCUACUAAUGAGGUAUCGAUAAAUUAACCAUCAAAUUCACUAGUGAGGUUAACUUAAACCCCGGAUGGAUGUCGAAAAACUGAAAUUUCCGUCUGGAUUUUUUGAAGUCUUCAGCUUUUGAAUGCGUUUUUCGUCAACCAAAAAAAAAUAGUGAAGGAUCAGAAACGACAUCGAUCAUGAGUCAGAAGGAAAAAAUGCGUCACUCGUGUUCUAGAGUUGAAAGAACAUUCCGUUCGAAUCGCAAUGACAUGUGUGUUUCAAGUCGAACAAAAAGUGGUUCUUCGAAAAUUUCUUCUAUUGAGAUUUCGAAGGUGGCGCCAGUGGCUAACGCACGUAACCGAUUUUCGUUUAUUUGAAUCUGUAUUUGAAGAUGUACAUGUACAGGGUGCCCCCCAAAGAUACACACAAAAAGGAAUUAUGAAUUGUUAACGUGAAAUCUGUGAUCCCGAUAUCGCGUUUAAAUACCCUGCCUAACUUUCUUUUAAUGUUAUAUUUUUGCACGUUUGCUGCAAUGGAAUAAUUGCCGAACUUGGCAUAUUUGCGUUCAUCUCUCAAUUCAUAUAUUAUAUGAAUAGUGUUCGUAUAUAUUUAUUAAUAAAAACCGCUGUAAUUACGAGUUAUAAAAAUGUACCAUUGGAAAAAAGGUAGUGAUAUAACAAUUGCCUCAAUAUAAGAUGAUUAGAAUAUAUUUUUCGACCAAAAAAUUGUGAAAAACAUGCAGGAAUCGAGAGAAAAAAAUGUUAUCGGCUUACAAUAAAAACCCACCGGCUUGUUAGGUCAAAUUGUGAUAAAAAUGAAUGUAAACGUGAAAUACUGCAUUUCAUUAUUGAACGCAUAAAGAUAUAUGCGCAAAUAUAAAAAAGCUCAUGUACCAUGAUUGGAGGAAAACGUUGAUUUAACCAAAUUAGAGGUUAAGUUUAUGGUUCACAUUAUGAUGUUAAACUCGAGACGAAUGUGUCGAAAGAAUUAAAGUUUCAUAAUUGUAAAAGAA
Molecule: messenger RNA, 3631 nt
Organism: Venturia canescens
Lineage: Eukaryota; Metazoa; Arthropoda; Insecta; Hymenoptera; Ichneumonidae
Gene: bbc
Product: choline/ethanolaminephosphotransferase 1 bbc
Exons: 11
Coding region: 268-1773 (501 amino acids)
Biological process (GO): phosphatidylethanolamine biosynthetic process
Cellular component (GO): Golgi apparatus; endoplasmic reticulum membrane
Molecular function (GO): diacylglycerol cholinephosphotransferase activity; ethanolaminephosphotransferase activity
Source: RefSeq, a predicted model, not a curated record